GUAUACCCGCUUCAAACCAUCGUACUUGUCUUCUAUUUCUUGUGUUUAUCAACAAUGUUUCUCAUACGGCCAAUUGUUAGCGCCAUUACAGAUGUACGUGGAAAAGCGCCCAUUUAUGCGGCCCUUUAUUUCCUGCCGCUUUUGACAUCGAUACACGCGCUUGCUUGCGGGCUUAUUUAUUGGUUUUUUCCAUAUUUGAGUAUUGGAAUCUCUAUGAUAACAAAUGCGAUACAUUAUUCGGUCAAGUUAGACCAGUCCUUUAAGGCCUUGAUACGCUCGUCGUUACUAGAAGUAAAAAAUUUUGUUAUCAUUUCUGUACAUUGGCUUUUGCUGGCCUAUGGAAUCAUCGCUUUGGGCCAUCACUAUGCGUUUUUGUGCCUCAUACCAUUCCCUUCGAUUUUUUAUAUUCUCACUGUGCGGUUUACGGAUCCAGCUGAGUUCCGUGAGGUGGAAGUGCGACAAAAUUAGUUUAUAUUUAGCAAUAUUUCUCUUAAUAUUUGUCCAAGUUAUGUGGCAAUUUAUACAUUUAUGUAUUUAAAAGUUAAAUGUUAAAUAGUUUGUAUAAAAAUAGCGUAAAGUAUUUCAAAGUUUCUCGACUUCGAUUUUUUUCUCAACUUCCUCUUCCUUUGAUUUCUAUCUCAUCUGAGGCACCCUGUACCAGAGCAAAUUCUCCAUGUAACAAAUUUGUCGUAUAUUUGGUAUACCAUUAAUAUAAUUUUAUACAUAAUCACAUUUUUAAAAACGGUUCAAAGUAAUAAAAAGUUUAAUGGAUAAUA
This is a messenger RNA of Rhagoletis pomonella (apple maggot), 776 nucleotides long. Its product is annotated as JNK1/MAPK8-associated membrane protein-like. The transcript is spliced from 4 exons. Gene Ontology annotation, cellular component: membrane. Lineage: Eukaryota; Metazoa; Arthropoda; Insecta; Diptera; Tephritidae. Gene Ontology annotation, biological process: response to unfolded protein. Gene Ontology annotation, molecular function: ubiquitin protein ligase binding. The annotation marks the transcript as partial. The record is from RefSeq and is a predicted model, not a curated record.